Trametes versicolor FP-101664 SS1 is the source of this 540-nucleotide messenger RNA. RefSeq lists its product as uncharacterized. The transcript is spliced from 4 exons. Bases 1 to 540 code for a protein of 179 amino acids. NCBI's taxonomy places the organism in Eukaryota, Fungi, Basidiomycota, Agaricomycetes, Polyporales, Polyporaceae. The record is from RefSeq and is a predicted model, not a curated record.
AUGGCUGAGGUCCCCAUCUUCACCGAACACCUCGCCCCUAUCCUGAUGGAACCUGAGCGCCAAGAAGAAUUUUUGUACUUCGGGGAAUCCGCUGACUCUGAUAGCGCUCACUCGCCGUCGGAGGGGAGUGCCUCCGAUAUUUUACCAGCCAUGUCGCAGCAGCAGCUCGGGUUCUACGGAUUCAACCUCCAAAGCGCCUUCCAGGAGGACGUGCAGGGUCUAGUCGAUCCUAAUGGACAAGCCUUUCAAGUUCAGCUCAAGCAGAAGAUGACAGUCAUAUUCCUAUUCCCCGGCUGGGAGAGAUACUCUCGCCAGGUCCACGUUCACACAGCCAACAAAACCUCGCACACGCGAGGAAAGUUGGCGAACGUAAUCGCGAAGGAGAUGGUGCAGUUCAUGGCCGCCACAUCGAAGGAGGGGAGGCCGUUGCGGUCCCAAGAGGGAAAGAUCGUGGAGCUGCAAGACCUCGUCCUGGUGGACAUCUCUCACGUCUCCCAGGGCAGCCUGCAGCCCACGAUUGGCGUCAUCCGGCGCUCCUAG